This is a messenger RNA of Ziziphus jujuba (common jujube), 2020 nucleotides long. RefSeq names its product putative disease resistance protein RGA3. Gene Ontology annotation, biological process: defense response to other organism. Gene Ontology annotation, molecular function: ADP binding. The record is from RefSeq and is a predicted model, not a curated record. The coding region runs from base 265 to 1554 and encodes 429 amino acids. NCBI's taxonomy places the organism in Eukaryota, Viridiplantae, Streptophyta, Magnoliopsida, Rosales, Rhamnaceae. The transcript has a single exon.
CACUCUCCCGGUUCCUUUUCUAUCUAAGAAAGUGAGCCGUACAUUCAAGCAAGAAAUCCUUUUCACACGGAAACCCAAGAACUGAAAGACCACAUUUCUUUUUAUCAUUGGAUAAGUAAUUUCUUGGAUAAAACUUAAUCACACCGUAGGACAGCUGUCUAACUCAUGAACUAUAUAGCAUCCUCUACUUUCUUUGGAUUAGAAUUCAAUUAACCAUAUUUCACCAAGGAAAAAAGAAUUCAAUUGACCACUUACGGGGACAAAAUGGCUGAAGCUUUACUUACUGUCACGUUUGAGAAUCUGAACUCGUUGAUCCAGAAAGGGUUUGGAUUGGUUUGGGGUGUCAACAAAGAGAUGGAGAAGCUGUCUAGCAUCCUCUCAACCAUGUGUGCUGUGCUUGAAGAUGCAGAGGAGAGGCAGUUAAGAGACAGGGCAAUCAAGAAUUGGCUGCAGAAACUUAAAGAUGCUGCAGAUGCUGCAGAUGAGUUGGAUGACAUCUUGGAUGAGUGUUCAAUGGAGGCAUCACUACUGGAGUACAAAAGGCAGAGCUCUAUAUCAACCCAAAAGGUAAGAGCUUCUUUCUUCUCCUGUUUCAACCCAAAAAAUACUCUGUUUCGUUUCAGAAUUGCAAAACGGAUGGAAGAUGUUUCAGAUAGGUUGGAUGCAAUUGCUAGUGAGCGAAUGAAAUUUCACUUGCGUGAGGUUGUCCAGGAAAGGCAUCUCCAAGUAAGAGACAAACGCCAAACUGCCUCCAUUGUUGAUGAGAAACAUGUGUAUGGAAGAGAAGGAGAUAAAGAUAAGAUUGUGGAGUUUUUGGUUGAUAAUUCAAGAAGUUCCAAAGAUCUGUCUGUCUAUCCUAUUGUGGGCAUGGGGGGCAUGGGAAAGACUACCCUUGCUCAGCUGGUGUACUAUGAUGCAGGGGUUAGCAGGCAUUUUGAGAUUAAAAUUUGGGUAUGUGUUUCUGAGGACUUUGAUGUGAAAAGAUUGAUAAAAACUAUAAUAGAAUCUGCCUCUGGAAAUGCCUGUGAUGCUUUGGACAUGGAUCCUCUGCAGAAACGCCUCCAGAAGAUGUUGGAAAGAAAGAAGUUUUUAAUUGUUUUGGAUGAUGUGUGGAAUGAAGACCAAGAGCAAUGGGAAGCAUUAAGAAAUGUAGUUGCUUGUGGAUUAAAUGGUUCUUCGAUUGUAGUCACCACUCGUCUUAAAAAGGUUGCAUUGAUUAUGGGAACAGUUCCAAUGCAUCAGCUGUCUGUUUUAUCCGAAGAUGAUUGCUGGUUAUUGUUCAAGCAACGUGCAUUUGGUAACGAAAGUGAAGAGCGACAAAAUCUUGGAAAAAUUGGGAAGGAGAUUGUGAAGAAGUGCAAGGGAAAUCCACUGGCCGCAAAGGCUUUAGGAAGCUUAAUGCGUGAGGAAAAUGAGUGGCUUUUCGUUAUGGAAAGUGAACUUUGGAAUCUUCCACAAGAAGAAACUUCCAUCCUGCCAGCAUUAAGAUUGAGCUACUUUCAUCUACCUACAGAAUUACAGCAUUGUUUUGCUUAUUGUUCCAUAUUUCCCUAGGAUUUUGAAAUAAAAAAGGAAAAAUUAAUUCAUCUUUGGAUGGCUAAUGACCUUAUAUCUAUGAAGGGAAACAAGGAAGUGGAAGAGGUUGGCAAUGAGAUAUGUAAGGAAUUAUAUUGGCGAUCAUUCUUUGAAGGUGUUCAGAGUAACAAUGAGCGAUUUGACAACAUUUGUGGAUUCAAGAUGCAUGAUCUAGUGCAUGAUCUAGCUCGGUGUAUGAUGGAAGACGAAGCACGUGUUGUAGAAAUUGAAUGCCCUGUUAAUUUGUCCAGAGCUCGUCAUGUGACAUUUAAUUACUCUAACCAGGCAUUUGACAUGCUUUUUGCUUUUCAGAAAGCAGAAUGCUUGCGUACUUUAAUGUUGUCAAGGCAUGGUCCCUUUAGAAUUGAAGCGUGCAAGUUUCCUUGUCACUUGUAUUUUCCUUCUUUACGAGCUUUUGAUGCAAAAAGUUCUAUGUUGACAUCCG